Molecule: messenger RNA, 2143 nt
Organism: Spea bombifrons (plains spadefoot toad)
Lineage: Eukaryota; Metazoa; Chordata; Amphibia; Anura; Pelobatidae
Gene: BIRC2
Product: baculoviral IAP repeat containing 2
Exons: 8
Coding region: 189-2000 (603 amino acids)
Biological process (GO): regulation of cell cycle; regulation of apoptotic process
Cellular component (GO): cytoplasm; nucleus; spindle microtubule
Source: RefSeq, a predicted model, not a curated record
UGGAUCAGUUGCAUUCUGUGCACAAGAGGUGGGAAUGUUACUUCAAACCUGUUAUGAAAACAUCUACUGUUCAUUGAUUUAUUUUAUUUUUUUUUCUAGUUGCCAGUUGGGGCCACUUUUAUUAGGGUGCAUAUAACUAACUCCCAGAGAAACACUUCCCCUCCAUUUAUUUUUCUGUAUCUACUAUUAUGGAAGUUUUGAACAGGAGCCCGUAUCUGGCAAACCUGGUUAAAGCAAGCCCAAACGUGGGCCACUUAGAAUAUGAACUUUCAUGUGAACUUUACCGCAUAUCCACGUUUGCCACCUUUCCCGGUAACGUGCCAGUGUCUGAACGCAGCCUUGCUAAAGCAGGUUUCUAUUACACUGGCACGGGCGACAAAGUAAAAUGCUUUAAAUGCCCCCUCAUGCUCGAUAAUUGGAAGAGGGGGGACGACCCAGUCGAAAAGCACAAAAGACUGUAUCCAAGUUGUAGUUUCAUCCAGAAUGUACCUUCAGUAAAUCUUGGGCCUUCCUUAAACUCGGCCUUUUCCCCUCCAUCUUCUACGGGCAGUCAAGGAUAUGCUACUUGUUCCGGCUUUGGAGAUGUUGAGGUUAUUACCAAGACCUACACGAGUAUUCCUCAAGAUCCAGUUACAUCGCGAGCCGUGGUAGAUCUGACUCACUUAAAACACACAGUAGUCAACUCUGGCAUGCUAACAGAAGAAGAGAGGCUCCGCACCUUCAGCAGUUGGCCGCUGACAUAUCUGAAACCAUACGAUCUUGCCAAAGCUGGAUUUUACUUUGUGGGCCCUGGUGAUAAAGUUGCUUGUUUUUCGUGUCACGGGAAGCUAAACAACUGGGAACCAAACGAUAAUGCCAUGUCCGAGCAUCGCAAGCAUUUUCCCGAGUGCCAGUUUGUGAAGAACAGUGCAAAUGCCUCCUCCACUUACAGUGUUUCAAAUGUCAGCAUGCAGACGUGCUCCUCUCGUCUCAAAACGUUUAUUAGUUGGCCUUCCAGAAUUCCUGUGCCUCCCAAGAAACUAGCUGAAUCUGGAUUUUAUUAUGUUGGUCGAAAUGAUGACGUCAAGUGCUUUUGCUGCGAUGGUGGGCUCAGAUGCUGGGAGUCUGGAGAUGACCCUUGGGUUGAGCAUGCCAAAUGGUUUCCAAGAUGUGAAUACUUGCUGCAAAUAAAAGGCCAACGUUUUGUUCAGGAAAUUCAGGAAAAAUAUCCACAUCUUCUUGAUCAGCUUCUUUCAGCUUCAGACAUACAAAACAGUGAAACACAGCACCCGCCUAUUAUCCGUUUGGGAGUUGAGUCGAGUGCGGAAGAUGAGAUGUUGAUGAGUUCGGAAAUGGUGCAGUCAGCACUUGAGAUGGGCUUUGAUAGAAGACUAGUCCAGCAGACCAUAAAAAGUAAAAUGUUAACAACUGGAGAGAACUACAACGAUCUUGAAGUCCUGAUAACCGAUUUACUGAAAGCCCAAGAAGAGCAAACAGAAGAGGAUCGUGACAGGCAGGCAGAAGAAAGCACUUCAGAUGAAAUAAUUUUGCUCAGAAGAAGCCGCCUUGCUUUGUCCCACUGCUUGAACAGUCUGCUUCUAAUUCUGAACGACCUGCUUUCAGCGGAUGUUCUAACUCCUUCCGAGUACGAAUCCAUAAAACAGAAGACUCCGUCGGCUGUGCAGGUGCUGGGCUUGAUCGACAUUGUCCUUGCAAAAGGAAGCAGCGCAGUCGUAGCAUUCAAAAACACUCUGAAGGCAAACGAUCCAAACAUUUUCAGAGAAUUGUACCUGGAACAAUCUUUAAAAUCAUCAGAUGACUGUUCAGAUUUGUCUAUGGAAGAACAGUUAAGAAGACUUCAGGAAGAAAGAACCUGUAAAAUCUGCAUGGACCAAGAGGUCUCCAUAGUGUUCAUCCCCUGCGGCCAUUUGGUGGUCUGUAAGGAUUGUGCUCCCUCUCUCAGAAAGUGCCCAAUCUGCAGAGGCACAAUUAAAGGCACAGUUCGGACAUUUCUUUCAUAAACCGGGACAGCGUGUAUGCAUAAAUCAUAACAAUGUUUAAAACUAUUGUCUGACAAAAUGUAAAUGUACUGUUAAACACCAGGACCCGCGCCUGUGUAAUAUUUAUGAUUUCCACUUAAAUAUUAAACAUUUGCAAGUGAAAA